AUGACAGGGGACUCACAUGAACUGCGGUCUUUAGCCCUGACCCCCACAUGGUCUGUGGCGACUGUGCUUACGAUCUUGGUUGUUGUUUCUCUGCUGGUGGAGCGCUCAAUUUUCCGCCUGAGUUCUGUAUGCUCUCUCUCUCUCUCUCUCUCUGUUACAGUCCCUUCCUUUCUCGGUUGAUCGACACAACAGGUUCCAACUUUUGUCUGGAUGGGUUGAAUUGUUUCUUGAACUUUGCUUGUGUCUGGAUAUAGUAUCGAGGCAAUAAAAUUAGUGAAGGACGUGGCUUCUCAUGGAAGCGACUUAUUCCGUGGCCUGUGAUUAUUUUUUUGCAUUUAGAAAAUUCCUCUAUUGAUGUGCUUUCAUGAUCUUCCUUCUCUCUCUACAAAGCGGUACAUUGUAGAACAAUCAGACAACUACUGUUUUGAAUUUCCUCAAAGCAUUUGCCUGAAAGAGGAAAAUAUUGUGACACGGAAGGUUUAGGUUACUUGCAUUACUAAUUUACAUAAGAGUCCAUGCCAUAUUUAUGCUAUUUUGUGAAAUUAUAUGAACGUCGUCAUAUUCUGUUUCAAAUAUAAGUUGAGGAUAGUAAUAUGAAGGUCACUUGUACAUUUAUGUAAUUUUUCCUGUAUAUCUGAUUGUAUUUAAAUUUUUUCAGUGGUUGAGGAAAACCCAUCGGAAUCCAUUAUUUGAAGCAUUGGAGAAAAUGAAAGAAGGUAGGCAUCUGCGUUUUUGGGAUAUGGCUGAGAAAAUUACUGCGAAAUUCUUCAAUUUUGUCUGUGUGUAGUUAGUGGCAUCACUUUCAUUUGUAUUCGGUGAUUAAUUCGAUUUCUUUUGCUGCAGAACUAAUGUUGUUAGGUCUGAUAUCACUACUUUUGACUGCCACCUCACGAACUAUUUCGAAUGUAUGCAUUGAUUCAAAGUUCUACAAUAGCAACUUCUCGCCAUGUACCAGAUCUGAGGUUGUUGAGACUCAAGAAACUAAUAGUACUUCGCUACAUGAUCAUAAGGAAAUUAUGGGUAUACUUCAUCAUCUCUCACUUAAGAGGAAGAUGUUAAAUGAUUUGAAUCACAGUACUUGUGGAGAGGUAUGGCAAUUACAAAUUUAUAAGUGUAAAAUUUUGGUUUUAUUUCUCAACAUGUUUAUUUGCAAAGAUCUGACAACAUUUCGACUGUUAUGGAAAAUUUGUAUGCACCUUUAUUCACGGUUCAUUUAAUUUUGUACACGUGGUUAAAUUAUAGCGACAUUACUAUUAUGGAAACACCAAACAAGGCAACAUACGUGAUCAAACAUGAAUUCUGACCGUCUAAAAGUACUAUACUAUGUAAAAUUGUCAUAUAUACUAAACUGGAGAUAACUUAUAAAACUGUCUUUAUUCUAUAGGUUGCAAAGUCUAAAUCGCCUAAAAAGUUUUUACUAUGCUUAAAUGGCAUUAAAACAUUCCUAACCAUCCAUAGAGUAGCAGAUAAAGUUAUAUCUGCAUCUAGAUCAUCAUUUAGUAUUGACACGCAUGCUAAACCUUGACUUCCUCUAAAGGAGGGUAAAUGAGUUGAUUAAACAAUGAAUCACACCGUCAUUAAAGUACAGGUACAAUUACGCAAAAGGUAUCACAAUACAUAUCUCCAUAAAUCAUAGAUUAAUCAUAGAAUAUAUCGUCAACUUUAUUUCAUGUGCACAAUUACUGUAUUUUCAUUCAAAAUAACUUUUUAGACUUGAAUGACAUAAAUCUUGCUGGAAUAUUCUGGUCAGACCUGGGUGCGAUUUCUAUCUAAAAAUUGGUGAGUAUGUACACCUCUUAUUUCACUACGCUAGACCCCGAAGGAUUUCAACAAGCUACCUUUUGGUUUUCUCCAUUUCUUUGUGAAAUUUAUAUCGUUUUUCUAUGGUUUUAUUGACGUAUCAUCCUUAACUUGCAAUUAUUUUUUCUUCAUGCAUUUGGAUAUUUUCUCAAAUUUGAAUGGCAUGUAGUCAAAUAUGAUGCAAAGAAAGCUACAACAUCAUUUGUGGGAAUGGGCAUGACUAAUGUGAUAGCCUCGUUUUUAUCUAAAAAGUAAUGUGACAACCUCUCUUCCCUCCCAUUUCAUCACAUUUGCCUUCAGAAGAUUUCACUCGGCUAUCCUCUAGUCUCCUAUCUUUAUGGGGGUACUUCUCUGAUAAGAUAAGCAUCAUUUCGGCAGCCUCUCUAUCACAUUGUUCAUUUCCCUUAAAUCAUCCAAAUAUUUUUUUGCCCUAUCUUCUCAUGAAAAUAUUUGAUGAACAAAACAUAAUGUGAUUUGAAGUUAUGUGAUAACCAUGCGUGUGCAUGUCAAUGUGCACAAUAAUUUGUUUUGUUGUAAAAGAAAUGUCUAAUGGUUACUUAAUUUCAUUGAAAAUCUCAAUAAUAUGAUAUCAAUCAUCAAUCAACGUAUGCAAAAUGGUGAGAUCAAUGGAUGACGGUCCCUUGAGAAGAAUUUAAUAUACUUUCAAUCUAUUUAUUGUUAGCACAAGAUCAAUAUAUCAUUAUACAUAUUUAAAAGCACAAAUGUAAGUGGAAGAUUAUCCGAUGAGAAUAUAUAGAUGAUUUAAAACGUUAAGUUAUUCCCUCAACCAAUUUCAAACUAAUUCUUCAAUUAUAAUAUAUUAUAUUAAUUGCUUGACAGAUGAUCUACUAUAUUUUUUGACCAUCCUUUUUUCUUGGAUCCAAAGAAGACUCUGCGUGUGUGUGUGUGUGUGUGUGUGUGUGUGUGUGUGAGAGAGAGAGAGAGAGAGAGAGAGAGAGAGAGAGAGUAGGCAUCAAUCAUGAUAUAUGAAGAUGGCAUAUUGGUUCUAUUAUUUUAUCAGCUCUUACAUCUUAUUCGUAAUAAACUUAUCAAAAAAUAUAACACUUUUGUCUCUUAAUUUGAGAAUAAAGCUUCUUAUUCUUACUUAAUAUGGUCGAAAAUAAUGUCUAUGGACAUUAAACCAUGAUUUUUGCAGGGUCACGAGCCAUUUGUCUCAUAUGAAGGUCUGGAGCAGCUUCACCGGUUUAUCUUCGUCAUGGCUGUGACUCAUGUAGCGUAUAGUUGUUUAACAAUGUUGUUGGCAAUUGUAAAGGUCAGACGAUAAUCCCUUUGCCUGAUCACAAUCAUCACUCUUAUGUUUUUGUUUUUUCUCAGUUCACCUUCUGCACAUCUGGGUGUAGUUUUUUCUUCUCUUACUUUUUUAAUGUGGAUUGGACUACAUGUCCAUGAGUUAGAAGGUAUUUAGGCUGUAAGUGUCAUUCCAGCUUUGCUCCCUGAAUAUAAUGUUAAAUGUUAUGAAAACUUUCAAGCACCAAAUUAGAAAGUUCCUGAUAUGAUACUAGCUUUUAGCCAAAAGUAUGAGAAAUCUCUCGUUUUAGCUUAUUUACCUUUACGAGGAGAAGAAAAAAAAUACAGGCAAGUAACUGAGGAUAACAUUUGAUUAGUAAGUAUUUGUUUAUUAUGUUUAUGCUCAUAAAAAAAUGAGAAGAAGAUCAAAACCUUUUAGUGAUGGGUCUAUGACCAAUAUAUGCCACUCUGGUUUGAAAUGUAUAGUAAACUUGAGUAGUUUUACUUGAGAGCCACCAAAUAACAGGGUUACUCGAAGUUCAAUAUUGUUUCUAGAAUUCUGCAUCUUCGACUUAGGCUGCUUUCAUUCAGAAUGCAUGCAUAUAUAGUCACUGACCAUGCUUGUUGAUAAUCAGAUUCAAAUUCUUGUAAUGGAUUAUUCCACACAACACUUGCUUAUGUUAUGAGCUUAAGAUACAUUAAUCUUGACUGCAAUGGUUGAUGGACCGUAGAAGCAGAUUUGAUUUGCCAUCAGUAGUGGACAGCCAUUCAUAACUCGUUGUGCAUGAGUUUUCAACCCAAUGACUCGGAGACCUUGAUUUAUAUACCCUAGGGCAUGUAAUAAUUGACGUUAUCUAUUGAUUUAGCUUCCAUCAUCAGAAGUGUAGAAGGCAGCAUUCAAGAACUAUUUUUGUUUUUUCUGCUCUUAAUUGUGGUUGCUGUUUUAAUAUAUACUGGAUAAGCAAACUAUACAACAACUAUGUAACUAUAAUGUUUGGCAUCUUUUGUGCAGUACUUUGAUCAACUGUGAAUUGCAUUAACACUUGUUCUCUAACUGUGGUCCGACUGUUGUGUUGAAUUUCAUGGUUUCUCUCCAUGUAACAUUUAAGAAGAGUUUUGACAUAGGCGUCCACUAAUUAUUGUUAAUGAUACUUUGUGGAUAUCUUAUAACUUGGCUAUAUGACAAAAGGUAACAUUUAUCCUUUUUUUCUCUCGUGUAACUAUUACCAGUCGUCCCUGGUCACCGGUUCUGGUAGGAACAUUGAACUUCAGUUGCUCAGGAAGCCAUUUUAGUCAGGAACUAUCGAUUUUAUUUUUCUUUUGUUUAAUAGUUGACUUCCCUGAUCAUUUUAGAAAGCACGAGGCCUGACAACUCUGUUGUUUUCCGUCAAAGCUUUGGGCUCUCCAGUUCUUCUUGGCAAUGCAUUUUAAUCACUCAUGAAAUCUUUGUCAUUGCAUUUCCCUUGCGGGUAUAGUUCUCUUUCUCCUGAAUCUCCCCAGAAAAAAAUGUGAGGAUGUUGAUGAUUUUGAAACUGAUGUAUCAGAUGGCUACGAUGCAGCUUUGUUUCAAAAGUAAUCUGAUAUAUGUUACUCAAUUGUGGAUAUUGGUUUCGCUACUUAUUUUUUUCUUCAUACAAUAGGCUUUCCUUUUUCAUCCGUACGUAUUUUUGCAUAUAUAGAUAUAUAUUGCUCAGGCAUUUUAUUUGCAGAUACAUACAUGGAGGAAAUGGGAAGAAGAAGCUCAUAGAAAUCGCCACGAGACAUUAACUGGUGAUCUUAUAUUAUUCUUGAAUCUAUCUUCAAACUUAUUCGUAGGCUAGUUUCGUCAUUCACAUUGAUACUUCUUCACGUUUGGAAAAGUGAAACUGUGGACGAUUGCUUAAUAGGUUCAAAUUUACCAUUAUCAGUAAGAAAUUUGGUGUGCAAUGGGACUCUUACAUUCAUGCUAGGACAUCUUUUCUUCCCUGGAACUUCUCCCAUCUCACCGUCUGUUGCCAGAAGGUUUUAUUUAGCCAGACGUUUCUAUGAAUCCAUUUCCUGUAUCACAUGUUAUUCUUUUUUGUUUCUUGAUAUUUACACUCUUGUAUGCUUUAAUUUAUGUUCAGUGGUCACCAGAGCCUUAACCAUGAGGAGACAGUCAACAUUUGUGAAGUUACAUGCAUCAAGCUCUUGGAGUAGGAAUGGGUUCAUUGUUUGGUUGGUAGGUUGAUAAAAUUGUUGCCUCUGUUGACCAUAGACUUCCUGACGUUCCGUGCUCUUUCUAUCCAGCUUAUUUGCUCUUCUUCUUGAGUUAUUACAGUGCACAUCUCAUGGAGCAUAUUGCAGAUGUCUUUCGUACUAAUCCCGAAAAUGACACAAAUACCUUGGGUUUAGCAUGUUGUCUCUCAUACUCGUGCACUUCAAAUAGAGAGGACGAAUGCAGGCCUCAAGUCAGCUGUCGUCUCUUUGAAAGAUAAUAUUUCUACAAUAUGUAUAGAAUAUUUUUAUGUUUAUAAGAAAUUUUAAAAAAAAUAUUUUACUUUAAUGUAAACUAAAAUAACCCCGAUUAUAUUUUUUGGUUUUCCCUUUCCUCCUCAUCUUCUUCACUUGGGACUGCGUUGAACAGUGGAGCUAGAUCCCCAACACUGCCUGACAAUCUCCGGUGUGACUGAUCUAUGUAACGGGGGCAAAAUAUUUGCUGAGAAGCAAGGACUUGCUUGGCACUUAGCUCAUGGUGUCGCCGAAGGUCUACAACCAGACCUCCUUUGACAGUUACCAAUUCCUAGCCAUAUUUGGGGUCAGGGUCGUGCACUUCAAUGCCCUAUUUGCUGUGCACGAUGCCUUGCAUUUCUCAGGCCUCAGAAGAGGUGCUUGCUGAAGUCCGCAUGAAAUUUUCCUCUGAUUGGCCAUCAGUAGAAAGUUGACACUCUGUUUAGGGGGAAGGGGAGGUUAGGGGGCGGGCUAGGUAAUGUGUGCAUAAAAUCUGCAUGAUGACUAUUAUCAACUAUUAUCAUUUUUGGCUCCUAUCUCUCUCUCUCCCUCUUUUCAAAUUCAGGAAAGAAAUGAUGCAUCACUGGCAACUAAUCCAACAUCUCUGUUAAUGUCACAUGUUUUACGCAGUUUCUUUUUAUGGUUAGCCCACAACCUAUUUGCGAUUAACUAAUAACCCUUUAGGAGAAUGGAAUCCGAUAUGCUAAUGCCGAACAUGAUAGUUUUCGUUGAUAUCAAGGAAAAAAGAUAUCAUUUUACCAUUAGAUUAUCCUUUAUCAUCAUACUUUUGUUUAACAAAGUCAACAUUUUUCCUGGACAGACUUGUUUCUUCCGUCAGUUUGGACGUUCUGUUGUGCGUGCUGAUUACCUCACCCUCCGAAUGGGUUUCAUUACGGUGAGGAAAUUUACUCUAUCGAAAAUGUGUCAUCACCGUAAAUUUCAUCAUGUACUCCAACUGUAAAAUGACCCUUCCCCUUCGCUUCUUAUGGGAACCAAUAUCUUUGUGUUCUUUUUAUCUAUCUGAUCCAGCCUUCCAAUUAUUUUGCUUAGUACACAUUUCUGAACUAUUUCAUAGUUGUGUGACUAAGCUCCACCUUUUUUUCGUCACUUUUUUUUUCAAUGAGUUAGUAAUCUUUUUAUUUAUUUGAACAUUGCAGAACCACAACCUUACGCCGGGAUAUGAUUUUCAUAGCUAUAUGAUUCGCUCAAUGGAAGAAGAGUUUAAAAUGAUUGUAGGUGUGAGGUUAGUGGAGAGAUCGCAGAAAAUUGAAGCGAAUGUCAGUUAAUACUAGUGUCCCAAUUUUCUGUGCAAUUUUCAUUGCUCGGUCUCUUCUUUUGCUCCAAAUUCUGCCAUAUGCAUGUCCUCAUUGCCUUUGGAACUGAGUUUUCAUCUUUCAUAUUUUACAGAAUGAACUUUCAGAAAUGAAACGAUGAAACUUAGGUUUCAUCUUUUUGUUUUUUCAUUUCAGCAUGAUUUUACUUAUCCCAGUGUGAUUGAUUUUUUACAUAAUUAGGAUUCAUUUGUUAUGCCUUUUCGUUUUCUCUGGGGGUUUAAUACGAUAAAAAAAUCUCACUUUUCCUAGCUGAAUUCCCACUGAUAGGGCUCGUCUUAUUUUUUUAUCCAUUGCAGUGCACCGUUAUGGGGCUUCGUUAUUGCAUUUAUGCUGUUCAACAUAAACGGUGAGAUAUUAUUCAUUUUCCACGCUAUCAUUGACCUCAAAAUCUAGCUGACUGUUUGAAGUUUUUGAUACAUAUUGAAAUAAUUCUGAAGGGCAUGUCCAUUAUCUGUGUGACUUAAAACGGAGUCUGUUGUCAGUAUAGCUGUCAAAUUCAACCCUUUCUUUCUAUACUUUUUCAAUCUAUUUGUUAUAAACGCACAGACAUGUAAAAAGAGAAAGUAGAGGUGCUAUUUUUGUUCACUGUUUUCUGUUUAUAUUGCCUUUCAUCUCUAACAACCAUAUAGCUUAGAAAUUUUUCGUGUUUUCCAGGUUCGAAUCUAUACUUUUGGAUUGCCAUCAUUCCGAUAACAGUGAGUAGUCUGUAAGCCGACUCCAGUUUUUUAAAGUUUUUUUUAAUGAUUUCCUGCAUGGGAUUGAAGUUUCUUUUCUUCUCAUCCAGCUUGUUCUUCUCGUUGGGGCAAAACUGCAGCAUGUCAUUGCAACCUUGGCCUUGGAAAGCUCUGAACUGACCGCGCGUAUUUCUGAAUCAAAAGUGCUAAAUCCUCGUGACGAGCUUUUCUGGUUUAAUAAACCAGAAUUAUUAUUGAUGUUAAUCCAUUUCAUUCUUUUUCAGGUUAGUUUUCCUCUCGGUGGAGUUGAAGAAUAAUAUAGACCUAUUCUUUUUAUUAUAGUUUGAGGUGGCACUACUAAUCAUUCUUUUCUUUCCCUGCAGAAUUCAUUUGAACUGGCGUCAUUCUUCUGGUUUUGGGUACUUUCUGUUUCCAACUUGUAUUGUUCCCAUACGCAUCCAUGCAUGCUGUUAGUUUGAGGUCACAUUUUCUUUUUGUCGAUAGGGAACUGUUUAUACGCAGACACACCACUGCAUACAUCUCUUUUUAUGAUUUACUGAUCAUCCGAUACCACUCGUUUUCAAAAAGAUAGGAGGUUCUUUAUGUAGUGCAUCUGAGAUAAUUGCUUGAAUCAGUUUGCCAAAACCACCCCCUGGAGCAAGACACAGGUGGGGAGGGCAUUUGAUUACCUUCAGCCCUAAAGGAUACCUACAGGCGUAUGUCAUCGGGACACCAUCCCACCUUGUGUUCUUUAAUGCAACACCUGCUAUUAUGAAUAAUCUGUUGAUCAAUGCGGCCAUUCACCAUGCCACCAUGUCUUGUCAAAUCAUCCUCACAUCACUGCAUAGUUGCUCACCAUCAAUUUUCGGAUUUUUUCAUGCCCCGGUUCUUUUUUUAAUUUAUGCAGUGGCAGUUUGGUUAUGAUUCAUGCUUCAUCAGGAACCAUUGGAUAGUGUAUGCACGCCUGUUUCUGGGGUAUGUGGUUCCUGCAUAUCCUUGCCAUAGGCAAUUUUUCCAUUGAUUCUGAUCGUAAUAUGCGACACUUUGUCAGGUUUGCUGGUCAGUUCCUCUGCAGCUACAGCACAUUGCCUCUAUAUGCGCUGGUCACCCAGGUCUGUUGGCUUCAUGCUUGCCAGACAAGUUUUUAUCAUCUUGUGCUUUUCCUUUCUUUCAUCAUUUUUUUUCCCCAUAUGUUAGCUAGUAUCUUGUGCUCCAAAUCCUUGAAAAGCUGAGCCAAUCUGGUUUAUGAGAAGAAUAUCAAGGAAAAUAUGUGUAACAAAAUACUACUCAUGUUGCUCAAUGGGGCCAAUUGAACAGAUAAAUCGUAUGCUCCGCAGAGUCGGUUAGGAAGUCAGUCUAGAUCACAUCAAUCUUUCGCAAUGAGUUAGAACUUUAAAUGAUCUCGAGGGGGUUGGAGGUGUUGACGGACGAACUACGUUUCCUCUUUGAGAUUUAACAGUUCGAAUCCUUGUUUCCAGAUGGGUACAAACUAUAAAGCUGCUCUCAUUCCUCGAAGAAUCAGAGAAACGAUCCAUGGUUGGGGAAAGGAGGCCAGGAGGAGGAGGAAGCAGAGGCAUGGCUACGACGACUCUACCAUACGGACAGAGACGAGCACCGUCUGCUCCAUUGAAGAUGACGACCAGCUGCUCCAGGACCCCUCCGACAGCCAUUACGUCCAAAUCGGGCUGCAACCGACGGCUGCUUCAGACUCCAUAGCUGGAAGAGUCAAAGACUACGUGACCGAAGCAGCAAUCUUCAGCGCCAGUGUGGAUGCCCCCUUACUGCACUCCGCUUCUCUUCCUUCCUCUCCCUCAGUAUCCAGGAUGCCGCGUCAUGAGAUCUUGAGAUCCUCCUCGAUGCCCCAAAUAGAAAGGCUGAGGAACUUCGGCUCAAGCAGAUUCAAAGGGUGA
Messenger RNA from Spirodela intermedia, 9435 nucleotides. Lineage: Eukaryota; Viridiplantae; Streptophyta; Magnoliopsida; Alismatales; Araceae. The record is from the annotation of a GenBank genome assembly.